AUGACUACCACUGCCACUGCCUCAAGCUCCUCAUCCUGGCCUCUCCCUCCGAUGAGCUACGAACCUCGUUCAGCAGCGCCAGUGAGGUCACUUCUUCCCAAGAGGGUCGACGUUGCUCAACUCACUCCAAACAAUCUCGGUCAGCUUCGAAAGCUGAACAGCGUCCUGUUCCCAGUGCAAUACUCUGAACGCUUCUACAAAGACGUUCUUGAUCCUGAUGCCGUUGAAAUCUGCAAGCUCGGUCUCUUCAACGAUGUCGCUGUCGGCACCAUUUGCUGCCGACUGGAACCUGUCUCUCAAGAUGUCGUCCGUGUUUAUAUCAUGACUCUUGGCGUACUGGCACCUUAUCGACGUCUCGGUAUCGCAUCUGCUCUCCUCCAGCACGUACUAGAACACGUCAAGCCCGGCAAAGAGAUCGAAAUCAUCGACAAAGAAGCACCCACCCCUAAGCCCAAGAAGGACAAGAACGGCAAGGAGACAAAGCCCGAGCCCGUCAAGAAGAUCGUCAAGGUCGAGUCUAUCUAUCUCCAUGUCCAGACCUCCAACGAAGAGGCUCGUAUCUUCUACGAAAAGUUCGGCUUCCAGGUCGCAGAGACAAUAGACAGCUACUACCGCAGAAUCCAGCCUGCAAGCGCAUGGGUCUUGAAGCUCCAGUAA
Molecule: messenger RNA, 657 nt
Organism: Ustilago hordei
Lineage: Eukaryota; Fungi; Basidiomycota; Ustilaginomycetes; Ustilaginales; Ustilaginaceae
Exons: 1
Coding region: 1-657 (218 amino acids)
Biological process (GO): mitotic sister chromatid cohesion
Cellular component (GO): NatA complex
Molecular function (GO): acyltransferase activity, transferring groups other than amino-acyl groups
Source: RefSeq, a predicted model, not a curated record